Messenger RNA from Thunnus maccoyii (southern bluefin tuna), 570 nucleotides. It is a transcript of the gene ndufa12, whose product is annotated as NADH:ubiquinone oxidoreductase subunit A12. Gene Ontology annotation, biological process: response to oxidative stress; mitochondrial respiratory chain complex I assembly. Bases 36 to 479 code for a protein of 147 amino acids. Gene Ontology annotation, cellular component: membrane. The record is from RefSeq and is a predicted model, not a curated record. The transcript has 4 exons. NCBI's taxonomy places the organism in Eukaryota, Metazoa, Chordata, Actinopteri, Scombriformes, Scombridae.
AGAACGGUCCGUCUCCGUAAUAGUUCCGUCUGAAGAUGGCGGAGUAUGCGAACAUCGUCCGAAGGGCUUUGGGGCAAAUAGGAGGUCAUGGAGGAGUCCGAGGGUUUCUCCUUCAGUUAUUCAGGGUGAAUGAUGUGAAGACAGGAACCCUGAUUGGUGUGGAUAAAUAUGGAAACAAAUACUAUGAGGACAAGCAGCAUUACUUCUUUGGACGACACCGCUGGGUGAUCUACACCACAGAGAUGAACGGAAAGAACACCUUGUGGGAGGUGGACGGCAGCAUGGUGCCCGCUGAAUGGCAUCGUUGGCUGCACUGUAUGACGGACGACCCCCCCACCACGCACCCACCAGAGCCCAAGAAGUUCCUGGCUGAGGUUCAUCAGUUCAACGUGAGCGGCAGCGCACAGCAGUACGUGCCCUUCUCCACCACCCGCAAGAAGAUCCACGAGUGGGUUCCCCCUAAAGCUGGAUCUCAGUGACCUCUGACUGAAUGUUUCGUUUUGCACGCUGUAAAUUAUGGUUUCCUGCCGCUGUGUCCAACUAGUCCUCAAUAAAAUCUCUAUACACACA